Molecule: messenger RNA, 1767 nt
Organism: Malassezia pachydermatis
Lineage: Eukaryota; Fungi; Basidiomycota; Malasseziomycetes; Malasseziales; Malasseziaceae
Product: dihydroxy-acid dehydratase
Exons: 1
Coding region: 1-1767 (588 amino acids)
Biological process (GO): branched-chain amino acid biosynthetic process
Cellular component (GO): mitochondrion
Molecular function (GO): dihydroxy-acid dehydratase activity
Source: RefSeq, a predicted model, not a curated record
AUGGCGACGUCGUGUGCGUGUGCACAGGCCAGCACUCGCCCGCCGCCAGGCGAUUUGAACCACUACUCGCGCCUGAUUACGCAGCCGAAGGACCAGGGUGCGUCGCAGGCCAUGCUCUACGCGACGAAGGGCAUUGACAACGAUGAAGACCUGAAGCGUGCCAUGGUGGGUGUCGCCAGUGUGUGGUACGAAGGCAACCCCUGCAAUGCGCAUCUGCUGGGCAUCGGUCAGACCAUCCGCAACUCGAUUGAUCAGGCUGGUUUAACGGGCUACCAGUUCGGCACCGUGGGUGUCUCGGACGGUAUUAGCAUGGGCACAUCGGCCAUGUCGUACUCGCUUCCCAGCCGUGAUUUGAUUGCCGACAGUGUCGAGAGCUGUGUGGGUGGUCACUGGCUCGAUGGUUGUGUCGUGGUGCCAGGUUGUGACAAGAACAUGCCGGGUGUGCUCAUGGCUCUGGGCCGCCUCAACCGCCCGGGUAUUAUGGUGUAUGGUGGUACGAUUCGCCCAGGCCACUGUGGCUCCAUUGCUGGCUCGCUGGACAUUGUGAGUGCGUUCCAGAGCUACGGUCAGUACCUCGCUUCGGGUGCGACGCCAGAGGCGGAGAAGGUGCGGUACGAUACAGUGCGUCACGCAUGCCCCGGAAACGGUGCGUGCGGUGGUAUGUACACGGCCAACACGAUGGCCUCGUGUGCCGAGGUGCUGGGUAUGACGCUGCCAGGCAGCAGUUCGUUCCCUGCAGAGUACCCGGAGAAGCGGGCCGAAUGUGAUUCCAUCGGUGAGACGAUGCGUCUGCUACUCGAGAAGAACCUGCGUCCGCGUGACAUUAUGACGAAGAGCGCAUUUGAGGAUGCCAUUGCGCUGACCAUGGUGCUCGGUGGCUCGACCAAUGCGGUGCUGCACUUGAUUGCCAUUGCGAAGAGUGUGGGUGUGGAGGUGACGAUCGAUGAUUUCCAGCGCAUUAGCGAUGCGACGCCGUUCCUGGCCAACCUGAAGCCGAGUGGCAAGUAUGUCAUGGAGGAUGUCCACACCAUGCUGGGCGGUAUCCCGUCGGUGGUGCACUACCUGAUUGAGAACAAGCUGAUGAAGGGUGAGCACAUGACAGUGACGGGCCGUACGCUGCGUGAGAACUGCGAGCGCUGGGUCGCAGAACGUGGCCCGAUGCCGAUGGACCAGGACCUGCUCUACCCGGUGGACAAGCCGAUCAAGGCAAGUGGCCACAUUCGCGUGCUGUACGGCAACCUGGCACCCGGUGGUGCGGUGGCCAAGAUUACCGGCAAGGAAGGUCUGUUCUUCUCGGGCAAGGCGCGUGUGUUUGACACGGAGGACGAUCUGGUGCAUGCGGUAGAGAAGAACGAAAUCAAGAAGGGCGAGAAGACGGUGGUGAUUCUCCGCUACAAGGGUCCUAAGGGUGGCCCUGGUAUGCCUGAGAUGCUCAAGCCGACCAGUCUCAUCAUGGGUGCCGGUCUGGGCCACGAUGUGGCCUGCCUCACGGAUGGUCGCUUCAGCGGUGGUUCGCACGGCUUCGUGAUUGGCCACGUUGUGCCGGAAGCGCAGGAGGGUGGUCCGAUUGCUCUCGUGCAGGACGGUGACACAAUCACGAUCGAUGCGGAGAAGAACACCAUCAAUAUCGAGGGCGUCACCGAGGACGAGCUUAUUGGUCGUCGCGCUGCCUGGACGCCGCGCCCCCUCAAGGUGAGCCAGGGUGGUCUGUACAAGUACACACGGCUGGUUGCUGAUGCCAGCCACGGCUGUGUGACGGAUGCGUAA